GCCGCCGCCGCCCCGGCUCCCGGCCCGGCCCUCGCUGCUGCCCCGCCGUCCCCUCGGCACGCCCGCCCGCGCCCCGACCUCGUUACCUGCUGCCACCAGGAGCAGCAUGGACGGCGCGGGGGCCGAGGAGGUGCUGGCACCUCUCCGACUAGCCGUGCGCCAGCAGGGAGACCUUGUGCGAAAACUGAAAGAAGAUAAAGCACCCCAAGUAGAUGUAGACAGAGCAGUGGCUGAGCUCAAAGCCCGAAAGAGAGUUCUGGAAGCAAAGGAACUGGCAUUGCAGCCCAAAGAUGACAUAGUAGACAGAGCAAAAAUGGAAGAUACCUUGAAGAGGAGGUUUUUCUAUGACCAAGCUUUUGCUAUUUAUGGAGGUGUUAGUGGUUUGUAUGACUUCGGGCCAGUUGGAUGUGCUUUGAAGAACAACAUCAUUCAGACCUGGAGGCAGCACUUUAUCCAAGAGGAACAAAUCCUGGAGAUCGAUUGCACCAUGCUGACUCCUGAGCCAGUUUUAAAGACCUCAGGCCAUGUAGACAAAUUUGCUGACUUCAUGGUGAAAGAUGUGAAAAAUGGAGAGUGCUUUCGCGCUGAUCAUCUCUUAAAAGCUCAUUUACAGAAACUGAUGUCUGAUAAGAAGUGUUCUGCUGAGAAGAAAUCAGAGAUGGAAAGUGUCUUGGCCCAGCUCGACAACUAUGGACAACAAGAACUUGGGGAUCUUUUCGUGAAUUACAAUGUAAAGUCUCCCGUUACUGGAAAUGAUCUGUCCCCUCCAGUACCUUUUAACUUAAUGUUCAAGACCUUCAUUGGGCCUGGAGGGAACAUGCCUGGGUAUUUGCGACCGGAAACCGCACAGGGGAUUUUUCUGAAUUUCAAGCGACUUUUGGAAUUCAACCAAGGAAAGUUGCCUUUCGCUGCUGCCCAGAUUGGAAAUUCUUUUAGGAAUGAGAUCUCACCUCGAUCUGGAUUGAUCAGAGUCAGAGAAUUCACAAUGGCAGAAAUUGAGCACUUUGUAGAUCCCAAUGAGAAAGACCAUCCCAAAUUCCAGAAUGUGGCAGACCUCCACAUUAAUUUGUAUUCAGCAAAAGCCCAGGUCAGCGGGCAGUCUGCUCGGAAAAUGCGCCUGGGAGAUGCUGUCGAACAGGGCGUGAUUAACAACUCAGUGUUAGGCUAUUUCAUUGGCCGCAUCUACCUCUACCUCGUGAAGGUUGGAGUAUCUCCAGACAAGCUCCGCUUCCGACAGCACAUGGAGAAUGAGAUGGCCCAUUAUGCCUGUGACUGUUGGGAUGCCGAGUCCAAAACGUCCUAUGGCUGGAUUGAGAUCGUGGGAUGUGCCGAUCGUUCCUGCUACGACCUCUCCUGUCACGCACGAGCCACCAAAGUCCCACUGGUAGCCGAGAAACCUCUGAAAGAGCCCAAAACAGUGAGUGUUGUUCAGUUCGAACCCAACAAGGGGACGAUUGGUAAGGCGUAUAAGAAGGAUGCGAAGCUGGUGCUGGAGUACCUGGCCGUCUGUGAUGAGUGUUACGUGACGGAGAUGGAGACGCUGCUGAGCGAGAAAGGGGAAUUCACUAUUGAAACUGAAGGAAAAACGUUUCAGUUAACGAAAGACAUGGUCAGCGUAAAGAGAUUCCAGAAAACACUACAUGUGGAAGAAGUUGUUCCGAACGUAAUUGAACCCUCCUUUGGCCUGGGCAGGAUCAUGUAUACAGUAUUUGAACAUACAUUCCACGUACGAGAGGGAGAUGAACAGAGAACAUUCUUCAGUUUCCCUGCUGUAGUCGCUCCGUUUAAAUGUUCCGUCCUACCGCUGAGCCAGAACCAGGAGUUCGUGCCAUUUGUCAAGGAAUUAUCGGAAGCCCUGACCAGGAGCGGCGUGUCUCACAAAGUAGAUGAUUCCUCCGGGUCCAUCGGGAGACGCUAUGCCAGGACCGACGAGAUUGGCGUGGCCUUCGGCAUCACCAUCGACUUCGAUACAGUGAACAAGACCCCGCACACGGCCACUCUGAGGGACCGAGACUCCAUGCGGCAGAUACGAGCAGAGAUCUCUGAACUGCCCAGUGUAGUCUGCGAUCUGGCCAACGGGAGCAUCUCAUGGGCCGACGUGGAGGCACGGUAUCCUCAGUUUGAAGGGCAGGAGACUGGUAAAAAAGAGACAAUCGAGGAAUGAGGACAUUUCAGCCGCUGUCGACCACUUGGGCUGAUAAAAGAGUAACUCUUAUCGUGUCCACUUUCUAAAAACAAAACACGACACAACAGCAUUGUGAUCGCUCCCAGGGACUAUAUUUUAUCCUCAAUGGCUGCCUGAUUUUACCCCUACAAUUAAAGAAAGAAUUCUGAACGAA
Tupaia belangeri chinensis (Chinese tree shrew) is the source of this 2339-nucleotide messenger RNA. RefSeq names its product glycyl-tRNA synthetase 1 (gene GARS1). Gene Ontology annotation, cellular component: cytoplasm; mitochondrion. The coding region runs from base 107 to 2164 and encodes 685 amino acids. NCBI's taxonomy places the organism in Eukaryota, Metazoa, Chordata, Mammalia, Scandentia, Tupaiidae. Gene Ontology annotation, molecular function: ATP binding; glycine-tRNA ligase activity. The transcript has 17 exons. The record is from RefSeq and is a predicted model, not a curated record. Gene Ontology annotation, biological process: mitochondrial glycyl-tRNA aminoacylation.